Messenger RNA from Exophiala xenobiotica, 1296 nucleotides. RefSeq lists its product as uncharacterized. The record is from RefSeq and is a predicted model, not a curated record. The coding region runs from base 90 to 1244 and encodes 384 amino acids. Lineage: Eukaryota; Fungi; Ascomycota; Eurotiomycetes; Chaetothyriales; Herpotrichiellaceae. The transcript has a single exon.
CCGCCAUAAAGCAACCGCAACCGCCCAUCGCCGCUCUCCAACAUCAAUCUGUCGUUCAGAUCAACAGACACAGACGUUCGUCAUCGACUAUGCGCGCCCAAGUCCUCGAAUCAUUCAACACCCCGUAUACCUUCAAACCCGACUUCCCCCGCCCUCCGCCACCUCAGGGCCAUGAGCUGUUGAUCCGCGUGACAGCGGCGUCGUACUGCCACACCGACGCCGUCUUCGCGAGUGGCGCUAUGCAGCAAGGCCUCCCUCGCGUCGGGUCUCACGAGUUCGCUGGUGUCGUCGAGCAGCUUGGCCCGGAUGCCGAGAAAGUCGCUCAACUCAAAGGAAUCAGCGCCGGGGCGCUUGUCGGCGUGCCAGGAAGGGCGUUCGCGUGCUGUGGCGUGUGUAACGAGUGCACGGAGAACGGAGGCGAUCUGCGUGGUUACGGCGUGUGGUGUCCGCGUGCAAGUAACUUGGGCUUGACGCGCGACGGGGGCUUCCAAGAAUAUUGCCUUGUUGAUGUGAGGCAGGUGGCCCGUGUACCGGAGAAUGGGAAGCUGCGAGCCGUGGAUAUAGCUCCGCUCAUGUGUGCGGGGGUGACGGUUUGGAAUGCGCUGGGUGCGGCGGGCGUGGAUAUGGCUGUGUCUGGCGGAAAGGGGAAUGGAGAGGCCGGAAGCAAGUCGGUGGCAAUCCUCGGCGCGGGAGGCGGGUUGGGCCAUUUGGGCGUGCAGUUUGCUGCGAAGUUGGGUUGGAGGGUUGUCGCGGUAGACACGACGCCUGCGAUGAAGAUGCUUGAGAACGUGGUUGCGGAGUUGGGUGAGGACGGCAAAAAUGUCGUGCUUGUGGAUGCAUUGAAGGAGACCGUUGACGAUGCGAAAGCACGGAUCUUUGGCGCGGCGGAGAAAGGGCUCGAAGGGGAGAAGGGGUGCGAUUCGAGCUUGAUCCUGCCGGAGUCACAGGCUGCCUUUGACUUCGGGAUGGGGGUUAUUAAAAACCACGGCACGUGCGUGUGCGUGAGUUUUCCGAAGGAUGGAUGGCGCUUCAAGCCGGGCGAUCUGGUGUUCAGACAUAUCAAACUUGUGGGCGUGUUGACGGGCCGAAAUCAUCAGUUGCAAGCUAUGGUGGAUUUUGCAGCAAGUCAUGGUGUCAGAGCGAAGAUAAGGACGUAUCCGCUCGAGAAGCUGAAUGAGUUGGUGGAGGAUUACCAUCGAGGCGUAGGUGGGAAAUUGGUGGUUGAUAUGGAGAUGAAGCCGUAACAAUGGAUAAUGGUAAGGUCAGGUUGUGUAAAAGGUCCAGGACACUCAUCUU